CCCCCCCCCCCAUAUUUAACAGCCUUUACAGAUUCACGUUUUUAUUCAAGGUGUGCGUGUACACAAGAAGGAAUUUUUCCACUCAUUUGAAGAGAAGACUUUUCAAAAGAAGCACUUUUUGGUUUUCCUGGACUUAAGUAAAUACCCACCGGGAAUGUGAACAAAUUCAAACGAGUGUUACACAAGUGCUGGAACAGCAUCCUCAACGCGGUGUCCCUCCGCCUUCCAGCACUGAUAGCUUUCUGUAAGGCUCUCCUCUCUGAUGGUUAAAUUGGAUCUGCAGCAGGGCUGCAUGCGAAAAAGAACUACCCAGUCAGCAAGUGGUGAGCCUACCUUUUUCCUUCUGUUUGUUCUGCCACCACAAAGCCUUUGGAAAUGCCUCCUAGGCAGACUGUACCCUUAAUCUGUCUUUUAACUAACUAGAAAAAAAUUUAAGUUUGGAGCAGGCCAUCAUUGUGAAGCAGAGGUCAACAAAGCCAGAGAGUCCUGUGAAAAAGCUGCUACUGGAGACUCUCGGGCCCUUAUGUAUUGUUGCAGUGCACAAGAAAGUAAAAUGGAUUACAAGCGCCGCUUUUUGCUUGGCGGGUCCAAGCAAAAAGUGCAGCAGCACCAGCAGUACCAGAUGCCUGAGCUGGGCCGGACUCUCACCGCCCCUCUGGGCUCUGGUUGCACGGCGCCCGCCCCUGUGGGGGGCCACCUCACCCUGUCUGGUGCCCCUGCCCCCGCUCCCACCACCACUGCUGUCGCCGACAUCCAGCAGGCCAUCUCCAAGUACCUGGACGCACUCAACUUGUUCUGCCGAGCCAGCGCGUUCCUCACCGACCUCUUCAGUGGCGUGUUUAGGAACUCGCACUAUUCCAAAGCAGCCAUGCAACUGAAGGACGUGCAGGAACACGUCAUGGAGGCAGCCAGCCAGCUCACUGCCACAAUAAAGCCCGAGAUCGCCAAGAUGCUGAUGGAGCUUAGCAUCGGGGUGGCCAACUUCAAAGACCAGAAGGACUUCAGCUUGCAGGAUGUGGAGGUGCUGGGCCGCUGCUUCCUGACUGUGAUGCAGGUGCAUUUCCAGUUCCUGUCGCAGGCUCUGCAGAAGGUGCAGCCCGUGGCACAGUCCUGCUUGGUGGAGGCACUUGCCCAGGCUCAGGAGCGCCGUGGCAACGGCCGACCGCAGAGCUCUGCCCCAGGGCCUCUCUCUGAGCUGGAGGAGGCCAUCCAGUCCUGGAAAGGAGCAGCCGAGGCCAUGUCGCGACUGAGAGAGAGGGGACGAGAUGGGUGUCUGUCUGGCAUCGAGGUCCAGCAGCUCUUCUGCUCCCACAGCACCACCAUCCCUGAGCAGCAGCUGAAGGAGCUCAACAUGAACAUCGACAGCGCCUUGCAGGCUUACAAAGCAGCUCUGGACAGCGUGGGCCACGGCGAGUAUGCCUUGAAGGGUGGCUUUCACCUCAAUCCCACAGCUAUUGAAGCAUCUUUACAGGGCUGCUGCAGUGAUGCGGAGGCCCAGCAGGCUGGGAGGAUGCAGAGUCCCUCACAGCCCAUUCAGUGUGAGCUGCCCACCAUCCCCCUGCAGAUCGGCUCCCACUUCCUGAAAGGUGUCUCCUUCAAUGAGUCUGUGGCCGACAACCUCAAGCUGAAAAUGCACACCACCCUGCAGCUGAUCAAAGAGGCUAUGGGACAGAACGGCGUGGCCCCUCAAGAUGACUCCCCUGUCAUUGAGGUCCUUAACCAGGUGUGUCCCUCCAGCUGGAGGGGGCCCUGCAAGACUGCAGUGCAGCUGCUGUUUGGCCAGGCAGGGCUGGUGGUGGUCGACACUGCUCAGAUUGAGAACAAAGAAGCCUAUGCUCCACAGAUCACCCUGGAAGGCUACAGAAUUGUGGUUCAGGUCCCAUCUACAUGGUGUCUGAAGGAGGACCCCGCUACCAUGUCUCUGCUGCAGCGCUGCCUAGAUCCAGAGAAGACGCUUGGCCUGGUCGAUGUACUCUACACUGCUGUCUUCGACCUGAACAGGUGGAAGGACCACAGGGAACAGGCCCUGCCCACCAUCCAGAUGCAGCUGCAGCGGGAGAGUGGAGACUAUGCCAGCCAGUCUGACCUGCCCACGGGGAAUGGGUCCAAGCCCUCUGGCGGGCUACCCAAGACCAUUUCCAAGCUUACCUCCAAGUUCACCAAGAAGACCUCCCCCAGCACUGGGGGUGCUGGGGGCAGCUACUCCAUCCCCAACACCCCCUCCCGUGGACUCUUCACUGCUGGCACCCCUGAGGACAAGGCCAAGCCCCUGGACGGCAGUGACGGGCAGCAGGGCCCCCUCCACGCAGACGGUUUGUCCUUCGUCCCUGACCCCAUCCAAACCUCACAGGGCACGGCGGCUCAGGCAGCCAAUGGCUACGCACCUGACGACAAGGGCAUGAACCUGCCCACGGACCAGGAGAUGCAGGAUGUCAUUGACUUUCUCUCAGGUUUCAACAUGGGCAAGUCCCAGCACACCUCUCCGCUGGUCAAGAGGAGGAACUCAGUGGCAUCUGCGAGUGCAGCCGAGCUUAAACUGCCCCCAGGACCCCCGCCAACAUCACAAGCUCUGUCCCAUGGCAUCGUGCAGCCCCCCCAUCAGGUCCUGUCCCAGCAACAGCAGCAGCAACAGGAGCUCACAGCUCAGAAGCAGCAGCAGCUUUCCCAGCAGGCUUUACAGUAUUAUCAGCAUCUCCUGCAGCCCAUUGGUCAACACCAGCUCCCUUCCCAGCAGUCACCACCCCAGCAGCCUCAGCAGCGUGCACCAGCCAAGUGGCCAAACAGCUCCGCCCAGCACCCCCCACAGGCCCCGCCCUCAGGGCUCUCCCCCAACGGCCAAAUGGGCCAGUGGGGGGCACCAGGCCUCCCGAACCUCAGCUCAGACCUAUAUAGCUUGGGUCUGGUGAGCACCUACAUGGACAGUGUUAUGUCAGAGAUGUUGGGGCAAAAGCCGCACGGGCCCCGCAAUAACACCUGGCCAAACCGGGAGCAGAGCGAGGGGGUGUAUGGAGCCCUGGGGGACGUCCUCCCCUUUGACCCUGCUGUUGGCUCUGACCCUGAGUUUGCACGCUACGUGGCUGGGGUGAGCCAGGCCAUGCAGCAGAAACGGCAGGUGCAGCACAUCCGUCACCCUAGCAACACCCGCAGCAACUGGCCAAUCACAGAUGAGCCUCACAGGACCUGGAACCACCCUGAAUACUACGCCGAGGGGGAUACCACGAACAGCAGCUGGUCAGCCAAUCAGGGAGACUCGGCCAGCUCCAGUGAUGAGACCUCCUCAGCCAAUGGGGACAGUCUGUUUUCUAUGUUCUCAGGACCUGACCUCGUGGCUGCCGUCAAACAGAGAAGGAAACACAGCUGCGGUGAGCAGGAAGCGUGUCCUUUACCCUCGCCACCUCUCCACCACUCCGGAGAUGAUGACAAUCAGCAGGAGAGCAAAACAAAAACCUGGCCCCCCAAGGCCCCUUGGCAGCACUCCUCCCCCCACACCAACACCCUGCCCAAUCACAGCUCUUCCUUGUACCAGAUGGCCAUCCCCUCCAGCCAGUGGGGUGAUUCGAUGCAGAUGCUGCAGUCACCAGUGUGGUCGACCGCCAGCAACUGCUCACCUUCAGCGGGGAUCUCCUCCUUCCCUUUCAGUCAGCAUCAGCAGCAGCAGCAGCAAGUUCAGACCACAGUGCAACAUCAGCAGCAGCAGUCCUCCCAGCACAAAGCCAUCACCAAGGGCUUCAAGGCUUUCCCCUUCAAGCAUGAGCAGAGGCCCUCCUAUCUGCACCAGUACUGAGCCCAGAGUGCAGUGUACCUACGCGGGCUAAUGUCACCACAGCAAAUGAAGGAAGUGUACAUAGGCUUGUCAUACACUCGCAGUGGUGGUUUAGGUGAAACCAUCGGGCAUCCGCCGGUGCACUCUCAAAAACCUUUUUUUUUUAGACAAGCAUUGAAGCAGUUUGUACAUGUUUUCCCAUUUCAGAAAUGUCCAUUUUCCAAGGACACAUUUUGUAAGCCGCAUGCAAACUGUGCUGAUAGCAGCUGGUGUGACGGCCACCUCUGCUGGCCAAACGCAUAUACUUUCUUUCCUGAGAUUUCAGCAGCCUGGAUUGUACACCACAAAUUUUUCCAUUCUACUACUGCAGUUAAAUAUAUAUAAAAACGAGUGUGGGGGAGUUCAUCCUCCACAAUACUGUGUGUUUGUGAAGCUGUGACUUUGAAAUCUCAUGUUAAAUCAUGUGUGAUGAACCAGACUUCAGCUCUCGCCCACUGUUUCAUAGUUUGUAAAUGACUCAAAUUGAUAUAUAAAUAAUUUACUUCUUUAUAUUAAGAGGCUUUGAGCAGGCUCAGCAAAAUUAUAAUCAUUGCAAAGGUGCAAUUUGAAAGAUGUACACUACUUUUUUUUUUUUUUUUUUUUUUACAACUGACAAAGGAAAAUGGCAGUAUCUAUGUGCCAUGUUAAUAUUGGUUACACAUGCAGAUUCAUAUUUUCCAACCAAAGUUUUGUUGAGAAAGUGACUGGUGCUUCAGUGUAGAAGAAUGAAUUCCAACUUUUAUUGGUAUAAAAAAAAUAAUAAACACAGGAAAUGUCUGCUUUGUGUUUUUUUUUU
Molecule: messenger RNA, 4598 nt
Organism: Megalops cyprinoides (Indo-Pacific tarpon)
Lineage: Eukaryota; Metazoa; Chordata; Actinopteri; Elopiformes; Megalopidae
Product: granule associated Rac and RHOG effector protein 1-like
Exons: 13
Coding region: 524-3784 (1086 amino acids)
Biological process (GO): Rac protein signal transduction
Molecular function (GO): CCR4-NOT complex binding
Source: RefSeq, a predicted model, not a curated record